Melopsittacus undulatus (budgerigar) is the source of this 1450-nucleotide messenger RNA. RefSeq names its product serine protease 33-like. Gene Ontology annotation, molecular function: serine-type endopeptidase activity. The record is from RefSeq and is a predicted model, not a curated record. NCBI's taxonomy places the organism in Eukaryota, Metazoa, Chordata, Aves, Psittaciformes, Psittaculidae. Gene Ontology annotation, biological process: proteolysis. The coding region runs from base 137 to 1450 and encodes 437 amino acids. The transcript has 10 exons.
CGGCCGCUCCCGCCCCGCCCCACAAGCGCCGUGGGGCCGGAGCCGGGGUCAGAGCCGGCACUUGUGGGGCAGGGGCCACUUGUGGGGCAGGAGCCACUUGUGGGGCAGGAGCCACUUGUGGGGCAGGGCCGAGGACAUGGCGCCCCCCAGCGCCCCCCACCUCCCAUUGAUGCUGCUCCUGCUCCUGGCCCCAUAUGGGACCCAUGGAUGUGACCAGACCCAUAGAGAGGGGGACACUGUGAACUUCGAGCAGCUAGGCUGCGGCCGCCCCAUAGCGCCCCCUGGCGGCUCGGGCGUACGUAACGUGGGCGGGGAGGACGCAGCGCCGGGGGCGUGGCCUUGGACGGGGGCGUUGCUACGUCGGGGGGGUCACGUGUGCGGCGCCUCCCUCGUGACCCCCGAGUGGGUCCUGACGGCUGCGCAUUGCUUCCAGGAGAGCCGCGACCCCCGCCUGUACUCGGUGCUGUUGGGCUCCCCAUGGCUGCCCCCCCCCCACCGGGGCCUGGUGGUGCCAGUGGCUCAGGUCAUGGCACCCAUAGAGACCCAUCCUUAUUGUCUCCCAUUACCCUGCAGGAGCCGCGACCCCCGCCUGUACUCGGUGCUGUUGGGCUCCCCAUGGCUGCCCCCCCCCCACCAGGGCCUGGUGGUGCCAGUGGCUCAGGUUAUGGCACAUCCUGGUUACCGUGGAGAGGCCACGAGCGGUGACAUUGCCCUGGCCAGGCUGGCGAGGCCAGUGCCCCUCACCCCCCGUGUGCUGCCUGUCUGCCUGCCCCCCCCCGGGCACCCCUUCCCCCCCCCCGGCACCCGCUGCGUCACUACGGGCUGGGGGGAGAGCGGGGAUGGAGGUAAGGGGGUAUCAAUGGGUAUCAAUGGGGAUCAAUGGGUGCCCCUGACCCCCCGUGUGCUGCCUGUCUGCCUGCCCCCCCCCGGGCACCCCUUCCCCCCCCCCGGCACCCGCUGCGUCACCACGGGCUGGGGGGAGAGCGGGGAUGGAGAGUCCCCCCGGCGGCUGCAGGAGCUGGAGGUGCCGGUGCUGGCGCUCAGCACCUGCAGGCGUCUCUAUGGUAUCGAUAUGGGGCAGGCGCUGCCCCCAAGGCACAUACAGGAGGACAUGAUCUGUGCUGGGUACCCCGAGGGGCGACGGGACACGUGCAAGGGUGACUCUGGGGGUCCCCUUGUCUGCCUGUCUGGGGGUCGCUGGGUCCUGGCCGGGAUCGUCAGCUGGGGGGAGGGGUGCGCGGUCCCCAACCGCCCUGGGGUCUACACCCGCGUGACCUCCUACGCCCUCUGGAUCCGGUCACGUGCUCCGGGCGUCACCUUCGUGGCCACGCCCCCCCCGCCGGCCGCGGCCAAUGGGGGCGCGGGGGGCGGGGCCUGGGGGGGCGGGGCCUGGGGGGGCGUGGUCCUCGUGGUGGCGCUGGGGGUCGUGGGGGGGCAAUGGAGGCCUUAA